AUGGCUGCCCGACUUCCUUUGGCGCGUCUUUCCGGUCAGCGCUUGGCGACUUUGACCCGAGCCUCUCGCGGUCCUUGCCGACUUCGUGGUGCUCAGAGCUUGUCUACUCUGUCCCGAACCAAUUCUAUCCCCAGAGCUUCCGGUCUGCUCCAGGCUUCAUCAGGAAUCAAUGUCUCGCGCAACCUUGCUCCCUACGUGGGCUCCCAGAUUCGCACCUAUGCCGACAAGGUCGUCCAGGUCCCCCAGAUGGCCGAAUCUAUCACAGAGGGUACCCUGAAGCAGUUUUCCAAACAGGUUGGUGACUUUGUUGAGCGUGAUGAGGAGAUUGCGACUAUUGAGACUGACAAGAUCGAUGUUUCCGUCAAUGCUCCCGAGUCUGGUAUCAUUAAGGAGUUCCUGGUCGCUGAGGAGGAUACUGUUACCGUUGGUCAGGAUUUGGUCAAGAUGGAGCUGAGUGAUGCUCCUGCUGGUGGCAAGGAGGCUGCUCCCGAGAAGGCCGCCGAGCCUGCUGCUGAGAAGCCCAAGGAGACUGCCGCUCCCGCUGCUGAGCAGCCCAAGCAGAAGGAGACCCCCAAGGUUGAGGCCAAGGAGCCCGAGACCAAGCCUACCCAGGGUAACCGUGAGGAGCGUCGCGUCAAGAUGAACCGUAUGCGUCUUCGCAUUGCUGAGCGCCUUAAGCAGUCCCAGAACACCGCUGCUUCCCUGACCACCUUCAACGAGGUUGACAUGUCCUCUCUCAUGGAGCUCCGCAAGCUCUACAAGGAUGAUGUUCUUAAGAAGACUGGUGUGAAGCUUGGCUUCAUGAGCGCUUUCUCCCGCGCCUGUGUUCUGGCCAUGAAGGACGUCCCUGCUGUUAACGCCUCCAUUGAGGGCCCCAACGGCGGUGACACCAUUGUCUACCGUGAUUACGUUGACAUCAGUGUUGCUGUUGCCACUGAGAAGGGUCUCGUUACCCCUGUUGUUCGCAACACUGAGACUAUGGAUCUUGUUGGCAUUGAGAAGUCUAUUGCUGACCUGGGCAAGAAGGCCCGUGACAACAAGCUGACCAUUGAGGAUAUGGCCGGUGGUACUUUCACCAUCAGCAACGGUGGUGUCUUCGGUUCUUUGAUGGGUACUCCCAUCAUCAACUUGCCCCAGACUGCUGUCCUGGGUCUCCACGCUAUCAAGGACAAGCCCGUUGCCAUCAACGGCAAGGUUGAGAUUCGCCCUAUGAUGUACCUCGCCCUCACCUACGACCACCGUCUUCUGGAUGGCCGUGAGGCCGUCACUUUCCUCGUUAAGGUUAAGGAGUACAUUGAGGACCCCCGCCGCAUGCUGCUCGGUUAA
Messenger RNA from Penicillium malachiteum, 1326 nucleotides. RefSeq lists its product as uncharacterized. The transcript has 11 exons. Gene Ontology annotation, cellular component: oxoglutarate dehydrogenase complex. The record is from RefSeq and is a predicted model, not a curated record. Gene Ontology annotation, biological process: tricarboxylic acid cycle. Lineage: Eukaryota; Fungi; Ascomycota; Eurotiomycetes; Eurotiales; Aspergillaceae. Gene Ontology annotation, molecular function: dihydrolipoyllysine-residue succinyltransferase activity. The coding region runs from base 1 to 1326 and encodes 441 amino acids.